AUGGAUUACCCCGCGUCCUAUAGACUUGCAGGCACCCAGCACAUGGAAGCCCUGAUGCAGUCCCUCGUGAUUGUCUUGCUUGGCUUCAGGUCUCUCUUGAGUGACCAGCUCGGCUGUGAGGUUUUAAAUCUGCUCACAGCCCAGCAGUAUGAGAUAUUCUCCAGAAGCCUCCGCAAGAACAGAGAAUUGUUUAUCCACGGCUUACCUGGCUCAGGGAAGACCAUCAUGGCCAUGAAGAUCAUGGAGAAGAUCAGGAAUGUGUUUCACUGUGAGGCACACGGAAUUCUCUACGUUUGUGAAGGUCAGUCUCUGAGGAACUUCAUCAGGACAAUUAAUGCUGAUGCACUGAGGUUCCUAUACGCUGGGGAGCUGGAAAACGGAAUGAAGAAUCUUAGAGGAUUCCAUGCCCCCAGUAAGGACCCCAAUCUUUUUGAUGCUGAAGUAAUAGAGUUGCAAAAACUGUUUGUUCUUGUGAAGUGCUUGCACAAAUAUAAUAAAUGCAUCAACGAUUUUAAUCUUCGGAACCCUGAAUCUUGCUUUCGGAGUGCCUGUCCUGCCGGCGUCGCGUCUGCGCGGCUCCCUGUGCUCAGAUGGUUCGUGGGCAUCCGCUCCUUUCCCCCACCGCCGCAGUCCACACUCCGCGUUCUGGGGAAAAGGCUGGGUCGGAGCGGAGCCAUCGCCGCUAAGGUAUGCGGAGCCCUCUUCAUCGGGUACUGCAUCUACUUCGACCGCAGAAGACGAAGUGACCCCAACUUAAAGAACAGGCUUCCAGAGGAAAGAAAGAAACAGAAGCUGGCCGAGGAGAGAGUUGAGCUUUCCAAGUUUGCUGACCUUAAAGAUGCUGAAGCUGCUCAGAAAUUCUUCCUUGAAGAGACACAGCUUGGUGAAGAGAUCCUAGCUCAAGGUGUAGGCCACCUGACAAAUCCAAGUGCUGUGUGUGGACAGCCACAGCAGUUACUGCAAGUGCUACAACAAACUCUUCCACCACCGGUGAUCCAGAUGCUUCUGACAAAGCCUGUACCAGUUAAUCAGACACUUCAGCGCUUGGCUGAAGACGAUGUGGAAUGAGAAACAAAUGUCAACAUAAUAAAA
Molecule: messenger RNA, 1092 nt
Organism: Chlorocebus sabaeus (green monkey)
Lineage: Eukaryota; Metazoa; Chordata; Mammalia; Primates; Cercopithecidae
Source: RefSeq, a predicted model, not a curated record